Pleuronectes platessa (European plaice) is the source of this 3541-nucleotide messenger RNA. RefSeq names its product glucosamine (N-acetyl)-6-sulfatase a (gene gnsa). The transcript has 14 exons. The coding region runs from base 181 to 1776 and encodes 531 amino acids. Gene Ontology annotation, biological process: glycosaminoglycan metabolic process. Gene Ontology annotation, molecular function: glycosaminoglycan binding; N-acetylglucosamine-6-sulfatase activity. NCBI's taxonomy places the organism in Eukaryota, Metazoa, Chordata, Actinopteri, Pleuronectiformes, Pleuronectidae. The record is from RefSeq and is a predicted model, not a curated record.
CAGGGAAGUGUUGCACAGAUCCCGGAAGUGCCGCACAGAGCAGGAACUCAGUCUGAGGUUGUUGUUGUUUUUGCUCCGCGGCUUCUUGGCGACGCACUGACUGUCCCGCGGACCUGAUGUCUCUCAGUUGAGGACAGACUGUCCCUCGCUCCCGGGUCUUUGUAACUCAGUGGAUUAAAAAUGGCGUCAGCGACUUUAAUGUCUUUCCUGCUCGGCUGCGUCACUUUGAACUACGCAGCCGAAUCCUACAGGAAACCGAACAUAGUUCUGAUCCUCACGGAUGACCUGGACGUCGCCAUCGGGGGUUUGACUCCACUCAGCAAGACGAGGAAGCUGAUCGGAGACGCAGGGAUCUCCUUCUCUAACGCAUUCGUGGCCAGCCCGCUGUGCUGCCCGAGCCGAGCCAGCAUCCUGACGGGCAAAUACCCGCACAACCACCACGUGAUCAACAACACGCUGGAGGGGAACUGCAGCAGCGCCGUGUGGCAGAAGAGCGAGGAGGGGCAGACCUUCCCCGCCCUGCUGAAGAGCUACGCCGGGUAUCAAACCUUCUUCGCUGGGAAAUACCUCAACCAGUAUGGGCACCCGGAGGCCGGUGGGGUUGAGCACGUUCCUCCAGGCUGGAGCUACUGGGUCGGACUGGAGAAAAACUCUAAAUAUUACAACUACACACUGUCGGUGAACGGGAAGGCUCAGAAACACGGAGCGGACUACAGCAAAGACUACCUGACCGACGUACUGGCCAACAUGUCUCUGGACUUCCUCCAGUAUAAAUCAAACUACCAGCCGUUCUUCAUGAUGGUUUCCACGCCGGCCCCCCACUCUCCCUGGACCGCGGCCCCUCAGUACCAGAGCAGCUUCAACACCACCAAGGCUCCCAGGGACCCCAACUUCAACGUCCACGGGAAGGACAAACACUGGCUGAUCCGACAAGCUAAGACCCCCAUGUCCAACUCCUCGGUUCAGUUCCUGGACGAUGCCUUCAGGAAACGGUGGCGAACUCUGCUCUCAGUGGACGACCUGGUGGAGAAAAUAGUGAAGAGGUUGGAGGUCAGAGGUGAACUGGACAACACCUACAUCUUCUUCACCUCGGACAACGGGUAUCACACGGGUCAGUUUUCUCUUCCUCUGGACAAGAGGCAGCUCUACGAGUUCGACAUCAAGGUUCCUCUCAUGGUCCGAGGACCGAACAUCAAACCCAACCAGACCACACAGAUGUCGGUGGCGAACGUUGACCUGGGUCCGACCAUCCUGGACAUCGCCGGCUACAACGUCAACAAGACGCAGAUGGACGGCAUGUCCUUCCUGUCCGUCUUGGAGGGGACGGUGAACAGCAGCAGCUGGAGGACAGACGUCCUGGUGGAGUACGAGGGCGAAGGAAGCAACGUGACCGACCCCUCCUGCCCCCUGCUGGGCCCCGGGGUGUCGGAGUGUUUUCCAGACUGUGUGUGUGAGGACUCCUUCAACAACACCUACGCCUGCGUGCGAACUGUCGCCCCCUCUGCCAACCUGCAGUACUGCGAGUUUGAUGACAACCAGGUGUUUGUUGAAGUCUACAACGUCACCGCUGACCCGUACCAGCUGACCAACAUCGCAGAUUCCAUUGGUCAGGACUUCCUGGAGAAGAUGAACCACCGGCUGAUGAUGCUGCAGUCCUGCUCCGGGCCGACGUGUCGGACGCCCGGCGUGUACGAUCCCAGGUAUAAAUUCGACCCCCGACAGAUGUUCACCAGUCCCAGCCGGAGGCUCAACAGACUGAGGCAGAGGAUGAAGUGAGACGGAGGAGGAAGGAGGACUUGUUCGUGGUGAUCGGCCUUGUGACCUGGUUUUUCGGGGCCUCCUGAGCCGGUUGCUGUUAAAGAACGACGUGAAGGGAUCCUACAGUCUGGUAACCGGCGGGCGGCCAUGAUGACAGGGAGCCUGUGGGGGCAGGAGCCACUUUGAUUGGGCUCCUGGUCAGUGAGUCUGUCAGUAGUUGUGCAGAAAGGCCACAUUUCUAUUAGACAGAUUUAAUUUGACUUCUUAACCCACGUUUCCCUUCUCUGUUGAGAUUGUUGAUAUUUUACAGGUCAUGUUUUUUCUUGUGAAACUUUGUUUUUAAUUUAGCAGUGAAUUACAAAAAGUUCCUGAGAGAAUCUCCUGGGUUUGAUUCAAAUUCACUGGGGAUUAAAUUGUUUUUAAAGAGGAAAUUAAACAGGAGGUAAAUGACAACAACUUUUAAAGUUUAACUAAUGAGUCUUGUGAUCAAAUAGUAUUAUUAAUUAUCUUGUUAUCUCAAGAUAAUUCUCGUAUCUCGAGAUAUGAUUUGUUUGUUAUUUCAGUAUCAACCAGCUCAGCACUUUCUUGGAACUAAAAGCUAAAUACCAGUAAUUUGUUUUGUAAAGUUUCGAAGGAAUCGUCUGGAAAGUACAGAUCCAAUAAACUGAGGAAAAGUCCCAAUUAGUGCAAAACUAAACUAAAUGUGCCUCCUGCAGAAAAUGUAACUUCAUCAACAGGUGGUCCAACAAAAAAGUGCCUAGAAAGAGACGCAGGUUGAAAUCCUACAUUAUAUAAAUUUAACAAACACUGAAGAAGGAAACUUGAUCUCAAUCAGGAAUCAAUGACGAGAGCAAAUUAAAGAUCUCAACUGUCAACGUUAGAUUUUUGGGAGUUAAGUUAAAAAUCUCAUUUCAUGGGUCAUGACUGAAGCUGAGGAGAGAGAGAAUCUCAUUUAAUCAUAUUCAUCAUUUCAAUGUAUUUUUCUAAACUGUGAAAAGAGUCAAGUUCAUGAAUCAAACUUUGCAUUAACAGUCGUCACUUUUAAAUAUUUGUCUUUUCAAACCGUCGUUCUGUGUUUUUAGUUCGUCCGCCUGCUCACGUUUUACAUUUCAUACCGAAGCUUAUUAAUCCACAUCGUCACCUUUAAUGGACAGAAAUCCAUGAUAUUAGGUUUUUAAUAUUAUACAACAACUGCAAUAGUUUGAAGAAGUACUACACAAGUUCACAGGAUAAUAAUAAUUCACCCUUAUUGGAUGAGCGAAGGAAGAAGAAAGUGUUAAAUUUCCUAAUCGUUGAACUUCAAGCUGCCUUGAGACGUUAAUUUGUGACGAUAUGAUUUUUAAAAAAACGGUCGAAUCUCUGCCGGGUUUUUAAACAUCCAACCAAAGAUCAAAUUUGAGACUCGAGGGAAAAGUGACGUCGUCUCUGUCGAGUUAUGUGUGCUUGUGACAUUUAUUGUGAAAAUCGGAAUCUUUUUUUGUGUGUGUGUUACCUUUGUGAAUUGUGUUGCUGCUGCUGUUGUUGUUUUCAUGCCUGGAUCCUACAGCUCCUCUUUGCUCUGGACUGAAAUAUUAAAAUAUCACAACACAGAGAUUAAAGUCCUGAAUCCACAGAACUGAACAUUCUCACUCAGAUUCAUUUUCCACGUUGUUUCACUUCACUGAUGCACUUUCCAAUCUGUCGGGACAGUUGUUUGUUUUGGCAACAUUUAGUUUUAUUUUACUGUAGUUGAUGAAGAUGAAGAUGUAUUUGUCCAAAUAAAGAAUUUCUCAAUAUCACACAA